Messenger RNA from Ictalurus furcatus (blue catfish), 5103 nucleotides. It is a transcript of the gene armc5, whose product is annotated as armadillo repeat containing 5. The coding region runs from base 106 to 3423 and encodes 1105 amino acids. Gene Ontology annotation, molecular function: protein binding. The record is from RefSeq and is a predicted model, not a curated record. Gene Ontology annotation, cellular component: cytosol. NCBI's taxonomy places the organism in Eukaryota, Metazoa, Chordata, Actinopteri, Siluriformes, Ictaluridae. Gene Ontology annotation, biological process: anatomical structure morphogenesis. The transcript has 8 exons.
GCGGACGCGGUCGGUGAAAAAUACUCGAUUUCCCAGCAGCACUUUCGAAAGGUGACGUCAGUAAUACGCUGUAUUUCCGGUGGAAUUGGGUGUAUUAAAACCAACAUGGCCACCCGGGCAGAACAGGAUGAAAAGCACCCCAGUAGCCGUACAGACUCGUCCUCUCCGUCCCCUGAGUCCUCUCUGUCAUGGUGCCUGGUCCAGCUGAGCAAAUCCAUCCCCAGAGCGGACAUCCUGACCUGCGCCGACCCCAAACCCUCCAGAGACGCAGAUAAGCGUCUCAGGGCGGGCCAGUGGAGGGCUCUGGUGGCCAUCCGCACCCACCACAUUAAAGGAGGAAGCAGCAGGAUUGGGCGGUACCAGGCACAGGGUGGUUUGCCCCCCCUACUGGCCAUCCUGCGCAGACCAGAGAGCUCCAGGAAGAUCCUGGACCUGACCCUCAGCAUCCUGGCCAACUGCUGCACCGAGAAGGCGACGCGAGCCGAGGUGCGGAGGCUGGACGGUGUUCCUCUCGUAGUGGCGGUCCUGAAGAGGCACGCGUCUGUGGAGACGGUGGAGAACCGAGCGGCUCGUGCUUUGGGGAACCUCGCCAUGGACCCCGAGGGCUCGGCGCAGAUUCACUCUGCAGGUGGUGUUCCUCCUCUCCUCCUCUGCCUGUCCCUGUCCACCUCCCCAUCGUCUCCCUCUUCUCCCUCCAACGUCCCUCCUCCUCCGGCUGCGUCGUCCUCCAUACUCGAGCGCACUCAGUCAGCUGUCCGCGCUCUCUUCUACCUCUCGGACACGCCCUCCAACCGUCUCUCUCUGCUCUCCCAGGGUGCCCUGCCCACCGUGGCGCUCUUUCUCGCCCCCGAGUACCCCCUGGGCCUGAGGCGGGCGUGUCUCCGUGCUCUCCACGAGCUGACGCGGGGCUGCGGCGCCGAGUGCGCCCGAGAGGUGUCUGUCUCCGGGGUGCUGUCUCAACUCGGCCCGCUGGCGUCAGGAGAGGGGGGCGGGGCUCUGGAGGAGCUGGCGCUGAAGACUCUCGCUAACCUGUGCUCUCAGGGCUGCCUGCGCCCCCUGGUGGGCUCGCUGGGCGUCAUUCAGAAGUUUGCGGAGGAAGCGAGAAAGGAUCCGCUGAAAUCCAGCGUGCUGUUCAAGGCUCUGUGUUUGUGCUGCAAAGAAGCGGUGAACCGCGCGAAGGUGAAGGAAAGCGGCGGACUCGAGGUGCUGAUCGGCUUCCUGGCAGCCUAUCAGAACCACCCUUUGACGCGAUUGGCCGUCUUGGCAUGCGUGGACUUCGUGUACGACGAGGUGGCUCUGGAGCAGCUGCAGGAGCUCGGUCUGGUCCCGCUGCUGGCGGCGCGCCUCGUCGACCUCGCCCGGGGAGACGACUCCAAGAUGGACGCCGGGCUCUCGGCGAGCUCUCAGUGCGCCGAGCUCGGAUCGUGUUAUGACUCGUUUGACUUUCCUCCUCCUGAGGCGAGCAGAAAGGAGGAGGUGGGGAAGGAGCAGGGUUCCUCCAGCUUCCUGAGCCUCAGGUCCUGGUUGCUCUCUGAGGGUUUCAUCUCUUCAGAAGUGGAGCUGAUGAUGUCGCCCUGUGGUUCAGACGGAGAUUCGGGUUCUCCUCAUCCCACCUGCUCUCCUUCCUCCUCCUACUCCUCCUCCUCCUCCUCCUCUUCCUCUUCACCUUCUCUCACUCCUGCUGAUGUUUCUCCAUCACCAGCUCAGCCGAAGCCCGUCUCCUCUCCGUCCGCCCGGUCCAAACCCUGCCGUCUGUCCGUCCCCGCGUCUCCUAGUCCGCCCUCCUGCACCUCCACCCCUCAGCCCAAACGUCCCGUUUCUCCCUGUAAAUUCUCGUCCCCUCCGAGGAAGCGAGCUCGCACGUCUUCUCUGUCCUCCUCCUCGUCUCGUUCCAGCCUCGUCUCUUUGGACGGACCUCCGGCGAUACCGAAGACACCCGUGUUCCAGCACCCGUAUCACCCCGAGCCAUGGGCGCCGGAGUCUCCCAUCCUGCUGCUGCUCUCUCGCUUCUCCCACGCCGCGGACCCGAGCGGCGUGCUCAUCACCGUGCCCGUGUUCUCCGCCCUGCUCUACUACCUGACGCAGCACCGCGAGCCGAGCGGACGCUGCUGCCGCAUGCUGUUGAGGAUCAGCUACAACCUGAACUGCCUGCAGCCGCUGGUCCGGACCGGCGCCGUCGCGCUCAUCAGACACCACCUCUGUGUCCGGGACCAGGACCGACCAGGCGGGAAGGAGAGACAGACGGACAGAGUGAAGGCUAAAAUCAGACAGCUGGGUCAGGGGCUGCUGAACAACCUGCGCGUCCAGAGUGAGACCGGAUUCGGUUCUGGAGUUCUCACGCACAUCGUCCUGUCGGGUUCAGAGAGCGAUAAACUCCACUGCGUCCUCUCUCUGCCGCUGAUCACCAGCAACCGAGUCCUGCUGAAGAAGCUGCUUUUGGACAGCGGCGGUCUGAUCUCAGCUCUCGAACCGCUCUUCUGUCUGGAGGACGAAGACGACGGCACCGAUAAAUGCAGAACUUUCCUCUCCGCUUGGAUCUGCCCACCUGAACAGGCGUGCGCUUCCAGGUGUCACUCGCUGUACGCGUCUCUUCUGAUCGGCUGCCUGUCUAGUCUCCUGGCGGGGUCGAAGGUCAAGCCGGACAGUCCCGGCGCUUUGGAAAACCUGCGGCAGGAUCCGGAUUCUUCUUCCUGUCCGUGUCUUUACCAAACAUCCGACCACGACCUGAGCUUCCUGUUGGACGACGGGAGUCUGCUUCCAGCCAAUCGGGGAGUGGUUUCCGGGGAAGUGGGCGUGGCGGAGUCGGAGUACUUCCGUGUCUUACUGAGCGGUAGGUUCAAUGAAGCGCAGAGUUCCGGCGUAGACGCCGUUCGUAUCCGAGACGUGAGCCGGGGACUGCUGCUGCCUGUGCUUCAUUACCUUCACGGCUGCAGGAUGACCGGAGACGGAGGCGGAGGCGGACGCUGCCUCGUUUUGUCCUCGCUGGUCUCCGGAGGUCUGACAGGAGGUCACGCGGUGUUUCAGAAGACUCCUCUAGCUGAAGUGAUGAUGGGAGCCAGCCGGUUUUUGGUUCCCGGGUUACAGAAGACAGCCGAGGACCUGUGCGUGUCCGUGCUGUCCUCUCUGGCGUCGGAAGUCGACGGUCGAUUUCCAUGGGAACCUCCUGGCACUCAGAAACGCCACCGCGCUCCCGACACCACGGACGAGGGCGGCGCUCUGCGCUCCGUCCUGCCUCAGGCCUACUGGUUCUCCCAGCGCUACUCCUACUCCCGACUCGGAUUGUCCUGCUUGUCCAUCCUGCUGCGUCCUCAGCUGCCUCCGUCCGUCUCCUCCGACUGCCUCCUCCGUCUGGUCCGGAAGGCAGACUGCACCGAGAGACUGCGCCAGGACCUGCUGAGUCUCGCCACCGCCGCGCUGAGCUAACACCGCCGGCGGGAAUUUUCACCCGGACUUCAAUCGGUCGAAGGCGGAGAUUUGGAGCGACGUUCCGACAGACUCCCGAGUUCCUCUGUUACUUACAAACGCACCUGAGUAGACGUUCCUCUGACUUUACACUGCGCUCGAACAGAGCGAUUGUUUUUGUUUUCUUUUCGAUCCGGUACUACGCCGCGUAAGGUCUGUUCACACUUAACACGUUUAGUUUUUGCACAAAUAAGGAGCGCGAUCAGAUUUCUAAAUAAACAAAUCCAGUUCUGGUAAAACCUCCUAAAGACGCCGCCCUUCCUGCAGUCAUGCUUCGGUCUGUCAGAUCUCAGCCAAUCAGAUACAGCCUUUUGCAUUUGAAUUCUCCAUUUUGGUCUUCCAUCCACACUACAGUGUCAUUUUUACUACCGCUAACUCUCGCUGGAUGGAUGGAUAUAGACCAGGCGUGACCAGGCGUGUCCGGUCUUAUCCGGAAAGGGUCGGUGUGGUGCAGGUUUGCUGAAACAGUUGAUGAAACAGCUGGAAUCAGGUGUGCCUCCUGCUUGGUUGGAAUGAAAACCUGCACCCACACCGGCCCUUUCCGGAGAAGAUCGGACACCCCUGAUAUAUAGGAACCGUUGAUGUUUGUUGUCCUGCGAUUGGCUCUGGAUUGUCAUGUGAUCCGGCUGUGCAUCGAUGGCAUCAGAUUCAGGUCGCGUGUACGUGUUUCUUUUUUUGCACAUGCUCAGUACAGCGUCGGACCUUCGUUCGGGCGUUUUUGUGUAGGAGCUCCGAAAAAAAAAAAAUACACCAGUCCCCGCCCCCCCGCCCAAAAUAAAACUGUCAGAUCAGCAUACGAUUAAAAUGAUUGACAGCUGUGUAUUAAUUGAAUGAAUUAAUUGAAUUUAUAUGUAUUGUUUUUUUUUCCUUCAGGAUGUUGCAGCACUGCACACUUUCUCUUCCCGCACGACGCGGCUUUGCUCGUUUUCUCUCCGCCUUUCUUUCUUUAAGCGGCCGCGCCCCGCGUCUCCGUGUUUAUUUAUUUGCCGAAGAGACGGAACACGUGAAGAAUCCGUUUUUGUUUAUGUUCAUGACGUUUAUUCUCGUCGUCUUCAGUGUGAAUAAACCUCAAGAAGAGAAGCAUUAGAGUAUAAUUUUGCGAUCAUUAUUUGCUGAGAACAAAAGGAAUAAAUGAGAAGUUUAUAUUAUAUUAUAUUAUAUAUAUAUAUAUAUAUUUCUUGGCUUCAGAUAUUUUUUUUUUUAAUGAAUGUUGUGAUCCAGUUACUCCCCUUUUUUGUUUGUAAAAUGUGCCAUUCCUGAUUUAUUGUUUGUGUUAUGAUGAUGAUGAUGAUGAUGAUGAUUAUUAUUAUUUUUGAAUACCACGUGUAUAGCGUAACAUUCAGGAAUGACUCGUCAUAUGGACCUGUGAUAUAUUCUAUACGUUAACGAUGCUGCAUCGAAGAGCGAUUUCAUUUCCUUACUCAUGUUGUUGUAAUAUAAGAUGUAUACGCGGGUGUAGCUUGUGCCGUUGUACAGUUGUGCGAUUAUGUCAGGGAUAGAGUAAAGUUUAUGUUCUAUUUUUCAUUCCUUAAUUUUUGUAAACACACACACACACACACACAGAGUGUAUUAAGUGUAUUAAGAUAUCUGAGGCCAGUUUCCUCGUGUGAUAAGAAAAAUAAAAACGCCUCUCCACUUUAA